GGUGCUCAACUGCUGCGAGGAGCUGCCCAGGUCUGGUCCGCUUGCUCCACUUGGGGUGACACCUUGAAUUACAGUGAGGUGGACUGUUAGGCGAAAAAGGGCCACGACUACUUUGCGGAUACAUCUUUAGGACAGUGUCGGGAAGGUGCAGGGAGGAAUCUCUUUAAAAUCCAACGGAGCGAUGGACUGAGCGUCUGGAGAGCAGCACUCCGAGCGGAAGAAUUCAAACACCCGGCGAAGUGUUGAGAGCGCUGCAGAACACAAGGCUGUGCUCGAGAUGUCAGUGCCGGUAUUCUGUAAAAUAUUUGACUGUCUCCAGGCCCCAGCGUUGGAGAAUGUGCUCGCCAAGGCCCUCUAUGACAAUGUGGCAGAGUCUCCUGAUGAACUUUCCUUCCGCAAGGGGGAUAUCAUGACAGUCCUGGAGAGGGACACUCAGGGUCUGGAUGGCUGGUGGCUGUGCUCUUUGCACGGCCGUCAAGGUAUCGUGCCAGGAAAUCGUCUCAAGAUCAUUGUUGGAAUGUAUGACAAGAAGCAACCUAACAUGGGUGGCAGCCCUCAGUCCGCAGCUCUGGCACAACCACCAUUGACUCCCCCAGUGUACCCCAAGCAAAGUGUCUACAAUAUGCCUUCCCCUUCAUCCCAGUACACUGCAAUGCAUCCGGCUUUCCCGAACCAAGGAGACAACAUCUACAUGAUGCCACCAUCUCACAGCAAAGUCCAGCAGAACCUCUAUCAGAUUCCCGUCAGUGUUCAGCACCAGUACCAGCCAAGCCAGGGAAACCCGCCACUUCCCCUACAAAAGCAAGCUGGAGGGCAGACAUACCAGAGCCAGCCCCAUGAUGUUUAUCAGGUUCCUCCAUCCUCUAAGAGCUCCCCACAGGACAUUUAUCAAGUACCGCCGUCCGUGGCUGGCCCCGGACAGGAAAUAUAUCAAGUCCCACCAUCUAUGAAUCCAAAUCAAGAAGUGUAUCAGAUUCCACCAUCUCUAGACAAGAGGAUCCGGGACUUGCCCAAACUGCCAGGAAAGGUGGUGGUGCCAACUCGGAAGGGCCAGAUUUAUGUGUAUGACACUCCCAAGACAGAACAAGAUGAAUAUGAUGUGCCUCGCCAUCUUACCCCUUCACAGGAGAUCUAUGACGUGCCUCCCAACAGGGGAGGACCUACAAUCCCAUACGGUCAAGAGGUUUAUGACACCCCACCGAUGGCAGUCAAGGGACCAUUGAACCAAGAUGUAUACGAUGUCCCUCCAGUCAUUGAAAAAGGCUUGCAGAACCAGAUGCACCCUGCACACAUGGUGUACGAUAUCCCUCCAUCUGUCAGCAGAGAUCUACCAGAUGGCCCUCUCAGAGAAGAGACCUAUGAUGUGCCUCCCACUCUGAUGAAACUGAGAAAGAGCCCCGAGAACAAACAUUAUGUUUCCCAAGUUCUUCCCAUAUCCACUGCUGGACUAGAGCAGCAUUGUCCAGAGGAUGUUUAUGAUGUGCCCCCACCCGCUUCAAAGGCCCAAGAGAUAUAUGACAUCCCAGCUACUCUGAGAAAGACGACCAACCCACAGUCUUUGCAAGACGUUUAUGACAUCCCACGAGAGCACCAAGGUAUGGCAAUGGGAAUCAAGCAGGAUUUAAGUGAGGACUCCAGUGAUAAUGUAUAUGAUGUCCCACCUCAAGUGGUAAGGGACGCCACUGCAACAGAUGAGCUGAGCAUCAGCUUUAAAAGGCUAUCGGUAUCCAGCACAGGCAGCACCAGAAGCAACUUGUCCACUUCUUCUCUGGAUGUUAUUCCUGUGAAAGAAUCUUCUAUCAUCAAAACCCCAGCGAAGGAACUGAACUUGGACUUGGACGUUGCAAUGGAGAUGCUAGUCAAACUGCAAUAUAGUGUGGAGAGCUCAGUUUCCUACCUCAUGUCAUUUAUUAGCAGUAGCUGGAGGACACCAGAACAGAUGGAAACCAGCCUGCAAAACAUAAAGACGGCAGUGGAGAAGGUCAAAAAUUCUGUGAAGGACCUCCUUGAGUUUGCCCGUGGAGCUGUGAAUAAUGCUGGCCAAGCCAGUGAUCGCACAUUGCAAGCAAAGUUGGGUAAACAAGUACAGAAAAUGGAUGAGAGUUAUCAGGGGUUGCUAAAGUACAGUCAGGCCUUGGACAACUCCAACUGGGCUCUUAGUACAUCGACGUCGGGCAAGCCUUCUGCAGGGGAUGACCUAGAUCGCUUUGUGAUGUGCUCCCGAGGUAUUCCAGAUGACACCAAACAGCUGGCUUCCUUUCUUCAUGGCAAUGCCUCUUUGCUAUUUAAACGGACAAAGCAGCAGGCAACUCAUGGGGAUUCCAGGCUUACAAUCUCACUGGAAACCAUGAGUCAAGUUACUAACAACAACAACAUCUCAGCCUACCAAACCGGGCUGCCUGAAAAGGCCAACAUCCAAUCAAGACCUUUGCCCUCACCACCCAAGUUUAUGAAUGAGGACUCUCCAGACAGCCAGUAUGAGAAUACAGAAAGUGGCUGGAUGGAGGAUUACGACUAUGUCCAUUUGCAGGGCAAAGAAGAGUUCGAAAAGAAUCAGAAGCAGCUUCUGGAAAAGGGAAACAUCAUGAAGCAGAACAAGUCUCUUUUGGAGCAGCAGCAGCUGAAGCAGUUUGAGCGUCUGGAGCAGGAGGUGAGCCGGCCAAUUGACAACGACAUGUCCAACUGGACGCCUCCCACACACUAUGCUCAGGUGCGGAGCAGGCUGACUCCCAGUGACCGGCAGCUGCUUCUCUUUUACGCUGAGCAGUGUGAAGCCAACAUCACCACACUGACCAACGCCAUUGAUGCUUUCUACUCCUCCAUCAACAACAACCAGCCCCCAAAGAUUUUUGUGGCCCAUAGCAAGUUUGUCAUCCUUAGUGCUCACAAGCUGGUAUUCAUUGGAGACACGCUGUCCCGGCAAGCGAAGGCCCCUGAAAUCCGUAACAAGGUCACACAGCACAGCAAUCUCCUCUGUGAAAUGCUAAAGGAAAUUGUGGUGACUACUAAGACUGCUGCUCUGCAGUACCCAUCAGCCACUGCAGCCAAAGACAUGAUGGACCGAGUGAGGGACCUUGCAAACUCCACGCAACAGUUCAAAAUGGUGCUGAGCCAGUUGGCUGCCAUGUGAUUAGAAACAGAGGCACUAAUUGUGUUUUUAUUAAAAAAGACAAUCGCUUCGGACUGGGAAAGGCGCCAAGUUGUAAAUGAAUCUUAUAUAUAUUUAAAUCUAGGGAAGCAAAAGAAAAACUACGGUAUACAUGAAUUUCAGGAAAAAGUGUAGUUUUUAGACUGUAUUGAUUAUUACAAUAAUAAUUAUUAUCAGGAAGUAAUCAAAGGGUGUUUAAAUUCAAACACGUGUAUGUAGAUCUCCUCUUAUUGUUUUCUUCUUGGAUGAAAAGUAAGGUUUUUAAAAAAACUUUCCUGUAAUAUGAUAUAAAAAAUGAAAAGCAAGUGAUUUUCCUUUAUUGCUUUAUUUUUUUCGUCCUCCAAGAGGAGCUUGUUAUGCAGUUGGGGGAGCAAAGCUUUUGAUGGGUAUCAGACAGCUGGGGAUUCCUAAGAUUGCCGAGCCAUGGGAGUUGGGCCAUUAAUUUGCGCCGUGUCCUAAUUACCACCAUCUAAUGAGCUUGCCACAGCCCUCCCUAGUGGGAGGGUGAUUUCUUUAUAGAUUUACAAAUAGAUUGUCAUUUUAGAAAGACCUCCAUGGUAAGACGUCAGCUGUCUAACCCUGCGUCUUGUCCUCCAUUGUGCAGACCAUCUCGGUGUCACACGCCUUUCAGAGAUUCAUAGUUGGCCUCACUGGCGUUCUUUACAGAUAUUUAACAAAAAAAACGGCUGAAAUUUUGGAUGUCUCCAACAAUUUUAGAAUGCAACUGUUUUCAUUCAGGGACACCGAAUAAAAUGGCUGCUCCUCCAAGCUGUACUUGGCCAGAAUGCCACAGGGUGGUUAGAAUCUGAGGCCUGACGGUAGACCUUGUGCGUUUCAGUUGGACUAAAUGAUUUUGGAAAGACCUGAAGGCCUGUGACCCAUAUUCUUAUCCCAUAGUGUCUGGCCCUUUCAUCCAAUUUCUUUCCAUAAAUUGGGACUUCCAGGGUUAGAGUGGACAGUUGGGUCAUAAAGAUUGUCCAAGCUGUUCUGGUCAUCUCUCCAGGUAAGUAAGCCUUUUUGCCUUUUACACAAAGAAUAAAGAAAGCAAUUAAAAAGUGGCCUAAUUAAAGUAGCGCAUGGGCUCACAGGUUUCUCUGAGAAAUGCUCUGUGGGCCCAGUGGCCUGUUCUCAUUACCAGUUUUAGUACACCACAUACACAUUGAUUCAUUUUCUGGGUCAUCAGACGCUAAAUAGGACCCAGCCAUAGACAGAAUGCCAGUCCAGCACAGGGUACUCCGUUCACACAUCCACACUGCGCACAUUUCGCUGACAUCUUUGUUGAAAUAUUACCAAAGUCUGAGCGUCAAAAGGUUAAAUGGUUCAGUCGGAGACAACAGAGUGUGUUAGAGAUGAAGGUGGAAUUGGCAGUUUUGUGUCUAGCACACCAUUGUCUUAACUAUCAGGGAGCCCCACUGCCGGUCAAAGAAAUAAAACAA
Molecule: messenger RNA, 4584 nt
Organism: Erpetoichthys calabaricus (reedfish)
Lineage: Eukaryota; Metazoa; Chordata; Cladistia; Polypteriformes; Polypteridae
Gene: bcar1
Product: BCAR1 scaffold protein, Cas family member
Exons: 8
Coding region: 278-3130 (950 amino acids)
Biological process (GO): cell migration; cell surface receptor protein tyrosine kinase signaling pathway
Cellular component (GO): plasma membrane; focal adhesion; cytoplasm
Molecular function (GO): protein binding
Source: RefSeq, a predicted model, not a curated record